Messenger RNA from Juglans regia (Persian walnut), 1417 nucleotides. RefSeq names its product probable sarcosine oxidase. The transcript has a single exon. Gene Ontology annotation, molecular function: flavin adenine dinucleotide binding; sarcosine oxidase activity. NCBI's taxonomy places the organism in Eukaryota, Viridiplantae, Streptophyta, Magnoliopsida, Fagales, Juglandaceae. The record is from RefSeq and is a predicted model, not a curated record. The coding region runs from base 126 to 1346 and encodes 406 amino acids.
GCUUUUAAGGAGAGAAUUUGGGCGUUAAAAACCAUGUCACACUCGCAUCCAACCCAAGCCAAUUAAGAAGUAAGCUCCAUUCAACAAUAAUAUUUUGUCCUUGUCCAUCUGAGAGAGAGAGAGAGAUGGCAGUUUCAGGCCAUGACUUCGACGUGAUUAUCGUCGGCGCAGGCAUCAUGGGCAGCUCCACAGCCUACCAAGUCGCCAAAAGGGGUCACAAAACUCUCCUAAUCGAGCAAUUCGAUUUCUUGCACCACCGCGGGUCGUCUCACGGCGAGUCCCGCACCAUGCGCGCAACCUACCCGGAGGACUACUACUACGCUAUGGUAAUGGAGUCCUACAAACUCUGGGAGGAGGCCGAGUCCGAAAUCGGUUACAAGGUCCACUUCAAGGCCCGACAUCUCGACAUGGGCGCGUCCGACGACAAGUCCCUCCAUGGCAUCAUAGAGACUUGCAUCAAACACUCCGUCCCACACGAAGUUCUCGACCCCCGACUACUGGCCGAAAAGUUUUCCGGCAUGUUCAAUAUCCCGGAGAAUUGCGUUGGAGUGUCUAACGAGUAUGGCGGCGUUAUAAAGCCCACGAAGGCAGUAUCCAUGUUCCACACACUAGCGCUUCAAAACGGUGCUGUUCUUAGGGACUUCAUGGAAGUGAAAGAUAUCAGAAAAGACGGUAUCAAAGGGGGAAUAUGGGUUUACACAAGCAAUGGUAAAAAGUUUUGGGGCAAAAAAUGCGUGGUGACAGUUGGGGCUUGGACAAGCAAGUUAGUCAAAAGGGUUAGCGGGGUUGAGCUGCCUAUACAACCCUUGGAGACUACCGUGUGUUAUUGGAGAAUUAAGGAGGGGCAUGAGUCUAAGUAUAGGAUCGGAGGGGAUUUCCCGACGUUUGCGUACUAUGGGGAGCCGUAUAUAUACGGGACGCCGUCGCUGGAGUUUCCAGGGUUGAUCAAGGUGGCGGUGCAUGGUGGUUAUCCAUGCGAUCAGGACAAGAGGCCAUGGGGCCCGGGAAUCGCGUUGGAGUCCUUGAAACAAUGGAUUGAGGAAAAGCUGGCAGGGCAGGUUGAUUCGGCGGCAGGGCCUGUGGCAACGCAAUUGUGCAUGUAUGCGAUGACCCCGGACGAGGAUUUUGUGAUCGAUUUCUUGGGCGGGGAGUUCGGGAAGGAUGUUGUGAUCGGAGGUGGGUUUUCGGGGCAUGGGUUCAAGAUGGGCCCGGUGGUGGGGAGGAUACUGGCUGACCUUGUGCUUGGUGGGGAGGCAAAAGGAGUGGAGCUAAAGCACUUUAGGAUGGGAAGGUUUGAGGAGAAUCCCAAAGGGAAUGUCAAGAAUUUUUUAAGUUCAAAAGUCUAAUCUCCAGUCACUUGUUUCGGUCCCCACCGAGUGAAUAAUGAAUGAAAACACACCCGUUUUCUCUAGUCUUA